Drechmeria coniospora is the source of this 1059-nucleotide messenger RNA. RefSeq names its product thiamin pyrophosphokinase- protein. NCBI's taxonomy places the organism in Eukaryota, Fungi, Ascomycota, Sordariomycetes, Hypocreales, Ophiocordycipitaceae. The transcript has 2 exons. Gene Ontology annotation, molecular function: 8-oxo-dGDP phosphatase activity. The record is from RefSeq and is a predicted model, not a curated record. The coding region runs from base 1 to 1059 and encodes 352 amino acids.
AUGAAAUCCAACAUCGAACUCAUUGGAGAAGCGGAUAAUUUUCCCUAUUCAUGCCAUGCUGACGAUGGCAAGCAUCAGCCGCCGUGCGAGGGUCUGUACACGUUGCUGUGGGAGGAUGAUCAAGGGCAAUAUCCCAUCGGUUACAUGCUGGAUCGCGUUGUUCAGGCACUCAUGCGAAUGCCAGCCAAUGUCACCGGCGAGAUGAAAAUCAGCCAUGAGAAUCGCACACUCCUCCUCUUUCAGCAGUUGCCCACCGAGAUGGAUAGAAGCCGAGCAGCAGCAGUGCUAGCCAACAGCCUGCGUAGCCAAGAUACCUUCAGGUUGCUUCGGGGCUGGCGAGAUGAGGCGUGGCCAGUCUACAGCCGCAAGGGGGAGCUUCUGUUCAGCAUAGAACGAACCGCGAUGGGGCUUCUAGGUACGAUGCGCUAUGGCGUGCACAUGACAGCCUACGUUGCCGAUGCCACCGCGCCUCACGGCCUCAAGAUGUGGGUGCCUCGGCGCGCCGCCGACAAGUCCACCUUCCCUGGCAUGCUCGACAACACCGUCGCAGGCGGGCUCAUGACAGGCGAGGAUCCCCUCGAAUGCAUUGCCCGCGAGGCAGAUGAAGAGGCCAGCCUGCCGCAAGACUUGGUCCAGCGGCAAGCCCGUUGUGUCGGCACAGUCACCUACAUCUAUGUCACGGAUAGGGAGCACGUCGGCGAUGAUGGCUUCAUCUAUCCUGAAUGUCAAUGGGUCUAUGAUCUCGAAUUACCUACCGACGUCAUUCCUCGACCCAAGGACGGCGAGGUCGAGCAGUUCUACCUCUGCGAUGUAGAUCAGGUGAAGCAGUACCUAUCCGAGGGCAAGUUCAAGCACAACUGUGCCCUCGUCGUCCUCGACUUCUUUAUCCGGCACGGCAUUCUGAGCGAGGACAACGAGCGCGACCUGGGCCUAAUGAGACAGAGAAUGCACCGAAAAAUACCAUUCCCUGGGCCACAUCAGACCGAUUGGAACCAUGCCUUCCCUAGCCUAUCCUCGAGGUCCCGGAGCAGUCAAAAAGAUGGCGAACUAGAUCCUUGA